CAGAAAUCCGCAUGCACAAGAUGUCCGGAAAAGUUCUCGCGUGCGAAGAACGUGCGACGUCUUUUCGCUUUUCGGAAUAAAUUCAUAUCACUGAACUAUUUCACUGAUUCAUAUUUCAAAAUGGCGGCACGUUUGCUCAAUUUUAACAAGUAUUUUCGUGGUUCUCCAUUCAUUACGACGCGAUUACUGAAAUGUGAGGGACGGAGAAAAGUGAGUAUGUGGUAUAAAGUAAUAAUAGAACAAAAACUUGCACGGAAAUUUAGUGCAAGGCGGGGAAAAUGGCUUAUUUGUGUGAUGAGGAGUGGGGAGGGUCAUGUCAUGUCGCAUCAGGACACAUUACAGGGCCAAUAAUUUUGUUUUAUGCUGAAAUUAGACAUCGAAUUUCGAAAUACAGGUGUAGAAAUGUAUAUAAUAUAGGUCGCAUAAUAACUCCUCAAACUUCAGCUUAAAUGCCUUAACCCAAGUGUGGAAAGUUUGUACUGCACGCCCGAGAUAUCGAGCGUGCAAUUUUGAUGCUUUCUGUAUAUUUACUUUUAAAUUUUUGAAAUCUCGGCCACGCAAUUUCCAAGCUUUCCAGUCAGGGCCUUAACCACUUGACUAUAAAUGGUGACUUGACUUCCCUAACAUCUAGUGAAAUAUAAUGUGGUAUCAUCUUAUCACAUUUAAUGCUUGGAUAUUAGGAUCUAGAGUCUGACAAAUGGUGUUCAAGAAUUAAAUCAUAUGAAAUUUCACAUAUGAACACUAGCCAUAAUUCAUCUUCUUUAAUUCAAGCAUACCAUACCUGUGUAGCCACUGACAGUUACUUCAUUUGCCAGUUUUCUAGCAUGGAAUGUCACUCAAACUUAUACACAAAUUUCAACAGAAGCCAGCCUGGCAUUCCUUGGGGUCUAACAACAGCAAGAUUCAUGUCUAGUAGUGAAGAAUUUAAAAUGGGUAAGUUGGUUAACCCAAUGCACCAGGGACGCCGGAACGAUAAUAGGGCAAAGGGGGGCGGACGCACACCAAGGGUACCUUUACUGAAAAUUUUUUUUUCACUGCAAAAUGUUUUGUCAAAAAUUUUUUCCGGACAUACAAAAAUUUUCCGUGAAGCCAAAAUUUUUUCCAGAUAUCUUAAAUUUUCACCAUUUCUUCAAACUAUUUUUCUAAAUUCCAAAAAUUUCCCAAAAUUUUUAUAAAUAUAAACUAUAAAUUACCUGAAUCUCGUGAUUUUCCUACAAAAAGCAUUGUUGGAAAUGUGAUUUAUCACGUAUUAUUUUACAACUAAAAGGGCACUUCUGCCCCCCUAGCAGCCGCCCCCCCCAGUUCCGGCGUCCCUGCAAUGCACAUGUUGGUCACUGACAUAGCUGCAACCUUCAAGAUUUUGUAAGAUUUAGAAACAGUUUAGUGCCUCUGGAAAGCGCUUCAUAUGCACAAUUUUUGAGGCUCUAACUUGUCACAAACUUGAAAAUGACCAAAGUAGGAAGUCCAUGGCCUACUGUAUUUUCUCAAUUGUAGGUUAAUAUAGUGAAUUAAAUAUUUUGCUUUUCUAUCCAGGCUCGAUACUUGGUGAACCAGAAGUCAUUUCCAAUAUUGCACAACAGAUUUCCGAACCAUCAUUUGAAAGCCUAGGUCUGGGUGGAAACAGUCCUAUUGGACUGGUACAGCAAGUCAUGGAAAAUAUUCAUGUCGGCAUAGGCUUGCCUUGGUGGGCAACCAUAGUAGCAACAACUAUAGUAUUUCGAACACUGAUGAUGCCGCUUGUUAUACGAGGCCAGGCAAAUGCAGCUAAAUUGAACAAUAUUAAACCAGAGUUAGAUAUUUUAACACAACAGAUGCGAGAGGUUGCUAAUCAACAGGAUAACACAAAAAAAGCAGAAACGUCGAGGGAUUUACAAAAUCUUUUCUCAAAACAUAAUUGCCAUCCAUUUAAGGUACUGUAUAAUUAAAAACUUAGAAAAUGAACACCUAAACUGUGUUUAUUUUGGAUAGCUCUGGCACUUCUCUUGAGGAGCCAUCCAUCAGUUAUUGGCCCAUCAUUACAGGGAGAGACAAGCGUAUGUCAAACAGGAAACCAAUUGUGGUUGUUAAAGUCAAACUGGAAGCACUCUGCCUACCGAGAUGAAAUUAUAUUAGACAAGUGUUCAAAACGAAUUGAUCCCUGUUUAUCAAGAUGAAAGCCAGAUGUGCACUAAUCACUGUGUGCGACCAGAUUGUUUCAUAAUUCACAUUUCUCCUGCAUGUUUUUCAAUUUUGUAGUCACUGAUCAUUCCGGUUGUCCAAAUCCCACUAUUUCUGUCAUUCUUUGUUGGUAUAAGACGUAUGGCAAAUCUCCCUGUGGAAUCAAUGAAAACUGGUGGCCUCCUGUGGUUUCCAGAUCUUACCAUUGCCGAUCCAUAUUUUCUCUUACCGAUACUGUGCAGUGCUUCAAUGUUGCUUACUAUUGAGGUGGGAGACUGUAAUAUACUGUGCUGUAGUUAGUGAACAGGGAGGGGAAAGUGUAACAUGCCAUCCUUGCUUUUUCUCCACUGUCAAGUAAAGGUUGAUAUUCAGGGAAAUACACCCUUCUGGAAAGUACAUCACCUUGGCUACAUUGCCUUGUUUUUGUGACAUUGCACUUUAACUAAUGUCAUACGCAUGAAAACGAGGCUCUAUGGCCAAAGUGAUUUCAUUACUAUCCGGAAGGUGUAUUACAUGAGGAUUGAAUGUGGAAUUUCAAAGUGAAACAAGAAAAGGGUUUAGAAUUUCUAGUUUGUUUAUCAGGCUCAAGUUGAACUAUAUGCAUGCAAGUUUGUUUGUGUAGAUGGCAAAGUAUGUAGAUGUUUGUAUCGACUGUUUACCCUUGAGGAAACAAUGUUUCCUGGUUUGUGGACCUUGGGUGCAUCACAAUAUUUUUAAUGACAAAAUGCUAAUUAUUCCACAUUAUAGUUCAUGUGAAGUUUUAGAAUCAUGUUCUACUUUUUUCCAGGCUGGAGCCGAAGCUGGUGUGAGCAAUCCACAGUUUAAGAAUGUCAAACAAGUUUUUCGCGUCAUGGCAAUUUUAAUGAUUCCUCUCACAGCCAAGUUUGCAACUGUAAGAUUUUAAAUCUUUAUAGUUAACUGAAUAACUCUACAGUAUAGGACCAGUUCCAAACUGUCCUUCGUAGACGUCCAGUAAGGGUCAUUCUUUACCGAUUCAUGCAUUGUUACUACAAGAGGAAAUUGUAGUAAACCUGUGGUGUCUGGUAGCGGCAAACUGGAAGUAGCUACUCUUAGACUCACAUGUAACUGAGGCAAAAUUAUAAUCAGGCAAUUGUAUACUAUAGUCUAUAGAAAUGAACAAUAUUUGAAGGGUCUUCUAGAAGGAAAUUAUCUAGUGGAAAUUUAUUAUUCCAUCUUCAAUACCCAUCAAAUAUUAUUCGAGUGAGAUGCCACAAAAAUGUUGAUAUAGAAAUGAACCCCCGUCAUGGAAGCACAGAAGUAAAAGUUACAUACACUGACAACCUGAGGCAACCAACACCUUUUCAUACACAGAAAAAUCUGUACCAAUUUUUUCAUUUCUCCACACAGGGUCUAUUCACUUACUGGAUGACUUCCAAUACAUUUUCACUCGGGCAAAUGCUUUUCCUGCGUAUUCCAGCCGUGCGCACGUUUUUUGGAAUUCCGAAAAUGGUCGACCAUUCGGAUAAGAAGACGGAAUCAGGAGGCUUCAUUGAAAAUUUAAAAUCAGGUAGGCACUCUUCGCGAAUGAUUUUGAAGUUUUGGGCACCUCGCUAGACAGAACAGAAGUUUAAAUUUUGUUGUUGAUGGUUUUCUCCGACGAAAAAUAGGCACAAAUUUAAGUGAAUCAUAUUGUUUUCCGCUUGGUAUAUCCAACUCUUCUUUCCAAUUAUUCAGAAUAAUUCAUGCUUGUACCUACACUGCAAAGUCUGCAAUCACCUUGUGGCUAGCUCUUUAAACUGCAACUGGUCUCUAUAAUUUGGUGGUCAGAGCGCUCUACUGGAAUCAAAGCCAGGGACGUGCCAUCGGGAGAGAUUAGCUUGCAUUUUUCGCAAGUGCUCCCGAUUAGGUCUUGUGUACAGUGCGUGUUUUGCUCGAAAUCUCUAUAGGGAGGUCAGUUUAAAAGUGACAGAGCUGUCCAGUCAAAUAUUGUUUAGUUUAUUCUUUUAAAUUUGCGGGUCAUCAUCUUUAUAACAAUGAAAAACAAUAAAACUGUAGAAAUCGUCUUUCUAAAGAACGAGUCACGAACAAUGAUCAUUUUUGUUUCUGAAAGCGAAUCACAAAACAUGAUCAUUUUAGGUAGGUCCUUGACCCGAAUUUGGGUAUGAAAGCAGUUCAACUAAUUUACCGUCAAUGCCAUAACUUUCAGGUUACAAGAAUGCUCAAAAUCUCGCGGUAAUCAAACACAAUGAACAACAAAAACAGAAAGCAUUUGAUCUCGCAUCCAAAGAACCGCUUAAACAGACAUAUGAAAGCAACCCACUGGCGGGAACUAAUGAACAACUAUUUAAAAAAGCGGCUCGCACUAGUAAAAAGAAACGGAGGAAAAAUAAUCAAGAAAAGUUUACGAAUGAUAUGUAGUUCAUGUGGACGUUAUAAAAGAUAAUACUGUAUGUAUAUGUAUGUAUAUGGAAAUUCUAUGUGUAGGAUGUACAUAUUUUUAACAUAUGUCAAUGCGAGCCACAGGUUAGCCUGCUCAGCAGCCCCCACCCGAAAAUUUGACCCAAAUUUCCGGUUUCCUUAGAACGAAAUUGCGGGCUGCGAGCAGGCUAGCCACAUGCAGGUUUUAUGUAUAUAAAUAUACAACAUUUUAUGCAAGCCCAAGAAGCGGGUUGGAUUUUGGCGAGUGUUUUAUACAUAGAAAUAUAUUAUACCGUCUGCAUUUGGAAAACAAGCAGGCAAAGAAGCAGCAACCUUCCACAGUUAAAUAUAUCUGACAGUAAGCGUUCGCCAGUUUCAAGCGAGUUCCUGUUACAGGGCUAAUCUUGCCACAUUCGUAAUAUCUCGCUUGUUCGUGCCCAAUCCCGCUUACUGGAUUCGCCCCAAACAGCUGUUCUGUUUACAGAAACCAUUUCCGUACAGCCUAAUACAAUAACUCGAAUGGACAGGAAUUUUCCCGGCAAAGACGCGGAUAGAAUUCUUUACCUCCACAUGGCAAAUCACUCGCUCUUUGCUUGAAAAGACAGAACAGAGGGCGAUAAUUUAUCCCUACCAAGUUUUCUCUUGUUCACCACCAUCACAACAGGACUGUCCACACGUACGGAUAAAAAUUUGAAAAUCUAAAUAGAAAUGGCGAAUUAUCAAAAAGACAUUUUAUUAAAAUUUCUUCU
Paramuricea clavata is the source of this 5285-nucleotide messenger RNA. The record is from the annotation of a GenBank genome assembly. NCBI's taxonomy places the organism in Eukaryota, Metazoa, Cnidaria, Anthozoa, Malacalcyonacea, Plexauridae.